AUGACGCUCUUCCAGCUCGGCAUCUGCGCCGGCUCCAUCUACACCACCUUCUUGAUAUGGGGCCUUCUGCAGGAACGAAUCACCAAGACACCAUACAUUUCACACGCGACACUGCUGCAUCCAAAUCCACAGCCAGAUUACUUUCGCUCGCCACUCUUUCUCAACACAGUGCAGGCACUGUUCUCCUCCAUCAUCGCUUGCAUCUACCUUCUCUUGCGGAAUCGCGGCUCGGGCAAGCCUGUUUCGCACAUUCUCGGCCUGCAUACCCUCACUCCGAACGGCAUUCCAUCGCAAAAGCAAAAUGGGUCCUCAUCGACAGCUAACGGUGCGACCGUGUCUACGCAGUCGCGCUGGAUCUCGCCGCUUCUCUCACGCUACAUCCUCAUUGCUGCUCUCCAAAGCACCGCCUCGCAACUCGGCUUCCUCAGCCUCCGCUACAUCUCCUACCCGACACUCACGUUGGCAAAAUCAUGCAAGCUGGUCCCAGUACUCGUCAUGAAUGUCGUGCUGUACAGGCGCAAGUUCGCAGCGUACAAGUACGCCGUCGUGGGAUUGGUCACGCUGGGCAUCUGGCUCUUUAUGGCCUUCGCACCCGCGAAACCGGGCAAGAAGGCCAACGGUCCCGAGAGCAGCAGCGUCAUCGGUCUUCUGCUCUGCUUGCUCAAUCUCGUCCUGGAUGGAGCCACCAACAGCACUCAGGACCAAGUCUUCUCCAAGUUUGGCCGCAAGACAGUCUCUGCGGGCCAGAUGAUGCUCGUCAUGAACGCCAUCUCUGCGCUCCUUAUGGCACUUACCCUGUUCCUGCCGCUACCUUUCCUCUCGACUGCAGGUCAACCCACGCAGCUGUCGACAGCACUAGCCUUCACGCACAAACAUCCCGAGGUCUGGCGCGACAUCAUCGCCUAUGCGCUCGCCGGAGCCGUGGGCCAGGUCUCCAUCUUCGAAACGCUCGAACGCUUCGGCAGCCUCACGCUCGUGUCGAUCACAGUGACGAGGAAGCUCUUCACCAUGCUCCUGUCCGUUGUGGUGUACAAGCACGAGCUGAGCAGCCUGCAGUGGGUCGGUGUGGCCGUGGUCUUUGCAGGAAUUGGCAUCGAAGCGAGGGAAAAGAGACGCGAAGGUCUGGCUAAGAAGGUGGUCAACGACGAGAAGAAGGCGCUGGCUAAGGAUGCGUGA
Molecule: messenger RNA, 1176 nt
Organism: Kalmanozyma brasiliensis GHG001
Lineage: Eukaryota; Fungi; Basidiomycota; Ustilaginomycetes; Ustilaginales
Product: UAA transporter
Exons: 2
Coding region: 1-1176 (391 amino acids)
Biological process (GO): UDP-galactose transmembrane transport
Cellular component (GO): Golgi membrane; endoplasmic reticulum membrane
Molecular function (GO): UDP-glucose transmembrane transporter activity; UDP-galactose transmembrane transporter activity
Source: RefSeq, a predicted model, not a curated record